This is a messenger RNA of Pseudopodoces humilis (Tibetan ground-tit), 2619 nucleotides long. RefSeq names its product cilia and flagella associated protein 58 (gene CFAP58). Gene Ontology annotation, cellular component: cytoskeleton. NCBI's taxonomy places the organism in Eukaryota, Metazoa, Chordata, Aves, Passeriformes, Paridae. The record is from RefSeq and is a predicted model, not a curated record.
AUGGCUGAGGAAAAGUCUGACAAACCAUAUCUCGAAGAAAGUGCCUUUGAAGCACUGGAAAAAGACUCUCAAGAAUUCAUCAGUAUGCUGAACAGAGAUGAAGCUCUGGAAAAAUUCCGUGUUGAAUAUGAGAAGCUCUUUGCUAUUAUGAAGAAGUCUCGUGAAAAUGAAAGACAUCUCAUGGAGAAAUGCAGGAAGCUGAGUGCUGAGCUUGUGGAGAAAUCAUCUAAAGUAGCUGUGCUCACCAAACUUACUCAUGAUGAUGGGGAAACUAUAUCAUCAUUGAAGUCGGAGCUUGAAAAGGCCUGGAAAAUGGUGGAUAAAGCCCAUGAAAGGGAACAGAAAACUAAGGAAACAAUUAAUUCACUGAAAAAGGAAAUUUCACGCCUAAAUACUUUGAUGAAGGAAAGAGCUGGACAGGAGAACAAUGUUGAUGAUUUGCUAAGAUUGCAAGAAGAGGUAACAGAGGAGCGAGACCAAUUGUUGUCAGAAGUCGUGAAGUUACGUCAAGGUCUCACUGAAAUCACAGAGCAGCAGCAGGAAACAGAAAAGGCAAAAAAUGAGGCAGAGCAAUCCGUUUUGCAGCUUCAGCAAGACAUCCAGCUGCGUCAAAGUGAGGAAUUACGAGAGACACGAAAGAAGGAAAAAAUGGAGACUGAGCUGAAAAAUCUUCUAGAUGAAAUGGAUAACAAGGAAGCUGAGGUGCAGAAGUUACAGCAAGAAAUAGAGAACAACAAAGAGAAACAAAUGGAAAUAGAAAAUAAUCUUAGAGAGCAGAAGAUCUUGAAUGAAAAAGCUGGUAAGGAACUUGAGCAAUUGAAGAUGAAAUAUCAAAAACUCACAGAAGAGAGUGGGCAGCAGAAUGCAAUGAUUGAUGAUGUGAUGAAGGACAUCGGUCAGAAGACGGCACAACUGAAAGAGAUAGAGGAUGAAGCGGCUCAGAUGCACCUUGAAAUUUCAAAGCUGAGCAAAAUGAGAGAUGUUCUCCAGAAUAAGCUGCGUACUGCAGAGGAACAAAAGGUUGAUGCAGAACAUGAAAAAAAUAUGCUAAAAAAUCAAAUAAUCAGACUGGAGAAAGAGUUAGAGACAGCCAAAAAGCAGGCAGAGGCUGACAAGAGAACCAUAGAUGGGCUUGUGAGGGAAAGGGAUAUGCUAAACCAGAACUUGAUCAAGGCUACAAAUGCUACUCAGAAGCAGAUAGAUUUGGUGAAGCUCCAUGAACAGUCAAAACAGAACUUGGAAACAGAAAUCCAAAGUUAUAAGAUAGAAGCUCAGAAACAAAGGAAGAUUAUUUACCAAUUGGAGAAGGAGAGAGAGAGUUUCAUCAAGGAAACAAGUGAGCUCAAAGAGAAGGUCCUCCAUCACAUGAAAGAUCUUGAAAUACAUCAAAUGCAGAUCUGCGACUGUGAGAAAGAAAUACAAGUGCAAAUGAUUAAAUUAAAACAGCAACAAAACCUUUGUGAAACUUUGAGAACAGAGAGGACCCUGUACAGUAAAAAUCUGAUAGAAGCUAAGGAUGAGAUAGCAGAAAUGAAGAUGAAACUGAAAACUGCUACACGUCACGUGGAUCAUCUGAAAGAGGAGAUCAAAGAAAAGGAUUUAGCCCUUGAGAAAGCACACGUGGAAUUCCAGCAGUCAGAGGAUGAGAAAGAGUCAUUGAAAGCUGAACUGCUUAAGAUGACAAAACAGGCUCAGGAAGCCAAAGCCUAUAUUGAAAAUCAGGAGGCAGAAGAGAAAAAGCUCAUAAAAAUCAUUGCUGAAGCUGAUGCAGAGAGACUGAGGCAGAAUAAGGAACUUGACAAGGCGCUCUGUGAGAGACAUGCCCUGGGCACCCAGCUGAUUCGUCGCAAUGAUGAGGUGGCGCUGCUCUAUGAGAAGAUAAAAAUCCAGCAGGCCAUCUUAAACAGGGGCGAAAACGAGUACCGGCAGAGGAUGGAGGACAUGCGGAUUCUCAGGCUGGAGAUCAAAAAACUUAGGCGUGAGAAGGGAAUACUUGGCAAGAGUGUGGCUAAUGUGGAGGAGCUCAGAUGUGAGUUUAAUCACAUGCAAAAGGAACUGUUAAGGGAACAGACUCGAUGCAAAAUUUUGGAAGAAGAACUGCAGAAGCCCUUGCAAGUUCACAGAUGGAGAAAAUUAGAGGCCAGCGACCCCACUACCUUUGAGCUGAUUCUGAAAGUACAGAGACUACAGAAGCGACUUAUCAGCAAGACAGGUGAAGUGAUAGAGAAAGAAUUUCUCCUUCAGGAAAAGGAGAAGCUGUAUGUGGAGCUGAGGCACGUAUUGGCCCGGCAGCCUGGGCCCGAAGCCACGGAGCAGCUGCAGCAGUACCGGAACAUUCUCCGGGAGAAAACCAAGCAGAUCAAAGCUUUGUCCUCAGAACUGACUAUGUGUGAAACACAGAGCAAAGAAUACAAACAUGAAAUUGAAAGACUUAACAGUGAGCUUCUGGAAGUGAAAAAGAAAUACCUGUCUCAGAAACGCAAGGAGCAACAGAAAAAGGAGAAGGAGCGAUCCGGCAUUGAUAUGGGGACGAAAUUACCACCCCUCAAGACUGAUGUACCUCACUUCAACAUGGGGGGCUUUCCUUCAAGCAAACCCAUUCCCAAAAUUGCAGUCUAG